AGGCAUGCUAGGUUAGGCAACGUGUGGAGGAUAUGUCGGUUCUCCCUCCGUCUAUAAAAGCCAUAGAUAUAUCCUUUCACAACAAAAAGAAGAAAAGCCACAUAUAGAUCUGGAUCUAAAAACCCCCAGGUGCAACCAUGACCGAAUUCUUCAUACACAAGAAGGAUUUGGAUCUGGAUGAUCCCCGACGGUGGUUGAGGCCGACAGACCCCGAAGACCAAGUAUUCUGGGACAAAGGUCUUGUCUCCGUUUCAGGUUUGGAACAUCUUGCGGCCUUAAAAAAGAAAGGGGUCAAGAUACAAAUACCAUUGAAGCUGUCUUCUGUGCAAGAACAAAAUCAAAGCAUCUGGUACCGGCCUAGUCUUCCUUUUAAGAGAAAAGCAAAACCACUUGGUUAUUAUCCUUCUUGCACAAUGGUUGGUGAUACUGGUUACUGUCAUGCACAGCCUUCUUCUCAUUCGGCCAUUAGGUCUUGCAACAGUUGUGGUAUCACCCACUCGCGUCGACAUUGUCCCCUUAACCCUGAUCAGGGUGAUCCAGAGACAGCGCCAAAAUAAUGAUGCCGGCAUCGCCAACAGUUCAUGCCGAAGGGAUCAUGGAUGUUAUAUAUUAUUUAUGCGAACUCUGUUUAGAUACAUAUUAUUUAUGCCAACUUUGUUAAAUCUGUCACUAAUGCAGUACUAGAUCUUUAAUGUCAUGUCAAUGGUGCUUGUAUAAAUUCUGACUUUUAAUGCAUUGUAAAUAUAGGACCUUCCCAUGAAUCCAAUCCAUAUCUUCUUAUUGUUGUUCUUUAUUGCUUGACAAC
This is a messenger RNA of Fragaria vesca subsp. vesca, 805 nucleotides long. RefSeq lists its product as uncharacterized. Lineage: Eukaryota; Viridiplantae; Streptophyta; Magnoliopsida; Rosales; Rosaceae. The record is from RefSeq and is a predicted model, not a curated record. The transcript is spliced from 2 exons. The coding region runs from base 138 to 557 and encodes 139 amino acids.